Engraulis encrasicolus (European anchovy) is the source of this 4953-nucleotide messenger RNA. It is a transcript of the gene tnksb, whose product is annotated as tankyrase, TRF1-interacting ankyrin-related ADP-ribose polymerase b. The coding region runs from base 3 to 3848 and encodes 1281 amino acids. Gene Ontology annotation, molecular function: protein binding; NAD+ poly-ADP-ribosyltransferase activity. Lineage: Eukaryota; Metazoa; Chordata; Actinopteri; Clupeiformes; Engraulidae. The record is from RefSeq and is a predicted model, not a curated record. The transcript has 28 exons.
AAAUGGCCGUGUCCCGAAGAUCAUCACAACAGCAGCAAACGGCAUUGCAGUCUCCGCCGCGCAAUGCUGUUAUUUCUACCCCUCCGGAUUCUCCCUUAACCGUUGUUGGAUCAUCUAGUUUGGUUUCGACAGACGGCAGUCAAGAAUGCAGCAGCAGUAUGGAGCCAACGCCAGACUCCCCUGAAAUGCCCACCGCCUCGACGGCCCUCGCUAGUCCCCUCUGCAGUAGUAGCAGUUCCCACACAAACAUCGGCGCGGCCAGCAGUUGCAGCACAAGCCCGAGCCCAGGCUCGGGAGCUACCAGCCCGGGGGAGGGCAUCUGCGCUACCGGUGGGGCUUUCCGCGAACUCUUUGAGGCCUGUCGCAAUGGGGAUGUCUCGCGUGUUAAGAGACUUGUGGACUCUGUGAAUGUGAAUGCCAAGGACAUGGCUGGGAGGAAAUCUACGCCGUUGCAUUUCGCUGCAGGCUUUGGCAGAAAGGACGUGGUAGAACACCUCUUGCAGACUGGUGCCAACGUUCAUUCCCGUGACGAUGGUGGUCUGAUCCCGCUUCACAAUGCCUGCUCUUUCGGUCAUGCUGAAGUCGUCAGCCUGCUCUUGUGCCAAGGCGCAGAUCCAAAUGCCCGAGACAACUGGAACUACACCCCCUUGCAUGAAGCAGCCAUCAAGGGCAAGAUAGAUGUGUGCAUUGUGCUCCUUCAGCAUGGGGCCGAUCCCAACAUCCGCAACACGGACGGGAAGUCAGCCCUGGACCUGGCCGACCCCUCUGCCAAGGCCGUCCUCACUGGGGAAUACAAGAAGGACGAGCUUUUAGAGGCUGCAAGGAGUGGAAAUGAAGAGAAGCUGAUGGCUCUACUUACUCCUCUAAAUGUCAACUGCCAUGCCAGCGACGGGCGCAAGUCAACUUCACAAAAAAUGCUGUCCACUCCACUGCAUCUGGCGGCUGGCUAUAACCGAGUGCGGAUCGUCCAGCUGCUGCUGCAGUAUGGAGCUGACGUCCACGCCAAGGAUAAAGGUGGCCUGGUUCCCCUUCACAAUGCCUGCUCAUACGGACACUACGAGGUCACAGACCUCCUCCUCAAGCAUGGCGCGUGUGUGAAUGCCAUGGACUUGUGGCAGUUCACCCCUCUGCACGAGGCUGCGUCUAAGAACCGCGUGGAGGUCUGCUCUCUACUGUUGAGCCACGGGGCCGACCCCACUCUAGCCAACUGCCACAGCAAGAGCGCAGUGGACAUGGCACCCACCGCAGAACUCAAGGAGAGACUCACCUAUGAGUUCAAAGGUCACUCGCUGCUCCAGGCGGCACGAGAGGCGGACGUGGCGAAGGUCAAGAAGACCCUGGUGCUGGAGAUCAUCAGCUUCAAACACCCGCAGACGCACGAGACCGCACUGCACUGCGCUGUGGCGUCCCCUCACCCCAAACGCAAGCAGGUGACAGAGCUGCUCCUGCGCAAAGGUGCCAACGUCAACGAGAAGAACAAGGAUUUCAUGACUCCGUUCCACGUGGCAGCAGAGCGGGCCCAUAACGAUGUGCUGGAGGUCCUUCAGAAGCACGGUGCCAAGGUGAAUGCUCUGGACACUCUGGGCCAGACGGCGCUCCACCGUGCCUCACUGGCGGGCCACCUCCAGACAUGCCGCCUGUUGCUAAGCUACGGGGCCGAUGCCGCCAUCGUCUCUCUGCAGGGCUUCACCGCCGCACAGAUGGGCAACGAGGCCGUGCAGCAGAUACUCAAUGAAAACAUUCCCACGCGUAACUCUGACGUUGACUACCGGUUCCUGGAGGCAGCCAAAGCCGGAGAUUUGGACACUGUCAAACAACUCUGCUCCCCCCAGAAUGUGAACUGUCGUGACCUGGAGGGUCGUCACUCUACUCCGCUGCACUUUGCCGCCGGGUAUAACAGAGUAGCCGUGGUGGAAUACCUGCUGCACCACGGGGCCGAUGUACACGCCAAGGACAAGGGUGGUCUGGUGCCGCUGCAUAACGCCUGCUCAUACGGCCACUAUGAGGUAGCAGAGCUGCUGGUGCGCCACGGGGCCUCGGUUAACGUGGCCGACCUCUGGAAGUUCACGCCACUACACGAGGCUGCUGCCAAGGGCAAAUACGAGAUCUGCAAACUACUACUCAAGCAUGGAGCGGACCCGACUAAGAAGAACCGCGACGGCAACAUGCCGCUGGACAUGGUGAAGGACGGUGACACGGACAUCCAGGACCUGCUGCGUGGGGACGCGGCACUGCUGGACGCCGCCAAGAAGGGCUGCCUCGCACGCGUGCAGAAGCUCUGCAGUCCAGAGAACAUCAACUGCCGCGACACGCAGGGACGCAACUCCACACCCCUGCACUUGGCUGCUGGCUACAACAACCUGGAGGUGGCCGAGUAUCUCCUGGAGCACGGAGCUGAUGUCAACGCCCAGGACAAGGGAGGCCUCAUCCCACUGCACAACGCUGCCUCCUACGGGCACGUGGAUAUAGCUGCCCUACUGAUCAAGUACAACACGUGUGUGAACGCGACUGAUAAGUGGGCCUUCACCCCGCUGCAUGAGGCGGCUCAGAAGGGCCGCACCCAGCUGUGUGCCCUGCUGCUGGCCCACGGAGCCGACCCCACCAUGAAGAACCAGGAGGGACAGACCGCUCUGGAUUUAGCUACGGCUGAUGACAUCAGAGCGCUGCUGAUUGACGCCAUGCCUCCAGACGCGCUGCCCAGCUGCUUCAAGCCCACGGCGACGGUGGUGAGCGCGUCAGCAUCCCUCAUCUCCACGGCGGCGGUGGUGAGCGCGUCCGCCUCGGCCUCGCUCAUCUCGCCGGCCUCCACGCCCUCCUGCCUCUCCGCAGCCAGCAGCAUCGACAACCUCGCCGGGCCCCUCAACGAGCUGGCGGGCGCCGGGGCCUCCGGGCCCGCAGACGGGGCCAGCGGAACCGACCGCAAGGAGGGAGAGGCUGCUAUGCUGGACAUGAACAUCAGCCAGUUCCUGAAGAGUCUGGGGCUGGAGCAGCUGAGAGACAUCUUUGAGAGGGAGCAGAUCACCCUGGACGUGUUGGCCGACAUGGGCCACGAGGAGCUGAAGGAGAUUGGCAUCAACGCCUACGGGCACCGCCACAAGCUCAUCAAGGGCAUCGAGAGACUGCUGGGCGGGCAGCAAGGUGCCAACCCCUACCUGACGUUCCACUGCACCAACCAAGGCACGGUGCUCAUUGACCUGGCCGUGGACGACAAGGAGUUCCAGUCAGUGGAGGAAGAGAUGCAGAGUACCAUUCGAGAGCACCGCGAUGGCGGGAAUGCCGGAGGGGUGUUCAGCAGAUAUAACAUCAUCAAGAUUCAGAAGGUGGUCAACAAGAAGCUGAGGGAGCGUUACACCCACAGACAGAAGGAGAUUGCAGACGAGAACCACAACCACCACAACGAACGCAUGCUAUUCCAUGGAUCUCCCUUCAUCAACGCCAUCAUCCAUAAAGGGUUUGACGAGCGGCACGCAUACAUCGGGGGCAUGUUUGGCGCGGGCAUCUACUUUGCGGAGAACUCCUCCAAGAGCAACCAAUACGUCUACGGCAUUGGGGGCGGCACCGGAUGCCCCACCCACAAGGACCGCUCCUGCUACUUGUGCCACAGGCAGAUGCUGUUCUGCCGGGUGACUCUGGGGAAGUCCUUCCUGCAGUUCAGUGCCAUGAAGAUGGCCCACGCCCCCCCGGGGCACCACUCUGUUAUCGGGCGGCCCAGCGUCAACGGCCUGGCUUACGCCGAGUACGUCAUCUACCGCGGCGAACAGGCGUACCCCGAGUACCUGAUCACCUACCAGAUCCUGAAGCCAGAGAGCACCCCUCAGCAGGCCGCCGGCGCAGAGCAGAAGUCCUAGUCUCACGCGCCACAGAACAGCACACUACAGUAUAGUACAGUAACGGCUACAGCACAGUACUGUACAGCAACCAACCAUGUCAGUCAGUCCAGUCUGUCUCGUGUAUUAUAGUAAAGCAACCAAGCCACCAAGUCAGUCUCCCGCUUCACUGUACAGUAAGUCAGUCUCCCUCAUGUAUUGCCGUACGGCACAGAAACAGUCAGUCAGUCUUGUAGUACAGUACAGCAACCAAGCCUCAUGUGCCACAAGACAGCACAACAACCAACCAAGUCAGACAGUGUCAUGUAUUAUAGUACCGUGCAGCAACCAACCAACCAGGUCUGUCAGUCUCAUGCUUCAAAAUACAAUACAGUACAGCAACCAACCAACCAAGUCAGUCAAGCAAGCUAGUCAGUCAGUCGGUCAGCCAUUCAUACGAUCUUGUGUGCUGUCCAGUACAGGGCAGCAACCAACCAAGUCGGUCAGUCUAAUGCUACAGAGUACAGUACAGUACAGUACAGUAUAGUACACCAACCAACCAAGUCAGUCAGUCUUGUGGAUUAAAGCAUCAUACAGCAGACAACCAGGUUAGUCAGUCUCAUGCUUCACAGUACAGUACAGAAUCCAACCAAGUCAGUUUAGCAAGCUAGUCAGUCAGUCAGCCAGCCAGCCAGCCAUUCAUACGGUCUCGUUUGUUGCACAAUUAAGUAUGUGUCCUUCACACUACUCGCUAUGUGCCCUUGAGACACACACACACACACACACACACACACACACACACACACACACACACACACACACACACACACACACACACACACACACACACACACACACACACACACACUAUUGACCUUGACCCUUGUCUUACUCAUGGAAUUCCCCCAUGUAAAUGCGUUAAGAAUUUGCACUUUUGAACAACCAUUAUUUAAGUCAUUUGAAAAAGUUAAUUGCUGACAUUUAUUGUACAUUUCGUGUAAAGUGUAAAAUGUCCUGUGUUUAUCAUUUAUCAUUUGUUUUGAAUUGUAUUUUAAAAAGAUCUAUUCGGUUCUAUUAAUUUCUCUGAUUUUUUUUUUCUUUCGUCUUUGUUUUUGAAUAAAUUGUGGGACGAUCACAUGACAUCAUA